AUGCUGGCGCCGCAAUUCGAUACCAUUCCUGCCGCGAGGAAGACGUCACUGUCCGACGUAGCUAUGACUGAUAUCAAAAGAUAUCGUCAAGUAAUUGAAUCUCAGUCUCUCAAAGCAGCCCGGCAGAAGAUUGUAACAUUGUUUCAGAGACCAGAACAACUAGAAAAAGUCAAUGAACACCGGCGAAACUUUGCUCGCGAAAAGGCGGCCGUAGAUGCCAGGUCAAAGUCCCUUGCCCAGUCUCAUGCAGAAAAUCUGAAGCAGGCGCUGAAAACGCUUGAAUUCACUCGCAGCACCAUGUCGCAAAUCAGUGUCGAUUUCGAAAAGAUUCAGGAGAGAUGCUCUAAAAGCGCAGAUUCAAUCACAGAUUACGAUCGUAUAAAAGACAUCAAUCGCAACCGUAAUCACCUAUUCCACACGCGUAGUUAUCUGGAUAAUAUAUUCACGGCCUUGGACAUUGCCAGAACACUUGACGAAGAGCUAGAAAGUGAGGACUGCAACCUUCUGGCUGUUCACUCUCGAUUGUCAGAUUUGGAAAACUGUCGUGAUGAGUUGAUCUACUAUGUACAAAACGACGAUGAGAAUCGAAAUGCUCUCGAAGCCUACUUCGGAGAAGUGAAUGAGAUUGCUCUCAAAUUGGAAGACAUUAUCUGGGAUGUUCUUACAAACCUUAUUGCAAAUUUGCAAGCCAGACCACACAAGGUUGUAUCCGUUCUACGCAUAGUCGAGCGCGAAGAGAUGAUCGACCGUGAUGUAAAAGAAGGAAACAGGAAGAUGGACACAUCAUACAGACCAAAAAAGUAUCGAAUGAAGGCUUUAGAGGCCAUAACGAAUUCAAUAGAGAAGAGAUAUAGAGAAUUGACGGUUGAGGGCAAUGUUGCACAGACUGUGGGAAAUUUCCGAUUUAUUUUCCAGGACUUACAGAUUAUGAAGGACAAAGGGACGAAGUGCUUUCCACCAACGUACGACAUCUUCACCUUCUACUUAGAGUUCUACCACAGCAAGGCGGUAGCGGAGAUGAAAGCGCUCUCAAUCCGCGAUGACUUGGUUCCCGGUGACAUUUGGUUGUUGUUGAGUUAUUCAGAUCAAUACCAUGACCUGAUGUACUCAAAAGUCGGAAUUCCUCGAGAUAGGCUUGCGCCGCCUAUGCUACAAGGGGCAGGGGACAACCUCAUGGACGAUUAUGUGGACAAGCUCAGCAAUAAUAUGCAGACUUGGUGUAAGAAUAUAAUCAUCACAGAAUGGGAUGAGUGGUUCGGGGGCAGCCGAGAAGAUCCGCCAGAUGAAGACGCUGCCGGCCUUUACAUCUCACAGGUUCCUGUGAUUCUAUUCCAAAUGGUGGAUCAGCAGUACAAUGUUGCCGAACAAGCUAACAGUGUACCCCUGAGAAAGAAGGUGUUGAGGCGGUGCUCCACCAUUCUACUAGAUUUUCAACAGCAAUACGAACAUGCAAUCAACAAUCAAGGACGUCUAUACUUUCAAGGCGAGGGUAACAACGACUACUUCUUGGAGUAUAUGAUGAUCAUCGUAAACAAUUGCAGCAAGUGCGAACUGUACACCCACGAAUUGGCAACGGCCGUCAAAAAUAAAGUGGGAAGUGGUACAGAAAACAGUCAGAUUACUGCAUUGCAGAACGUAUUGCACGGUUUCAUGCAUAUAGCAGCUAAAGCGUAUCGAUUGCUUAUCGAGGUGGCCUUUGGAGAUCUGUCUCCUUAUUUCAAAAAACUCUUCACGAAGGAGUGGUAUAGUCGACAAUCAGACAGCGGACAGGCGUUUGCCACGAUCUUAGUAACGCUCGACGAUUAUUGCAACGAUUUCAAAGAACACACGACCAAGAAAUACUUUGAGUGUAUGAUAAACGAGAUGCACACACGCUUCUUGGUGAGCUACGCUACCCAGAUGUUCACGCGUGCCACGACAGUGCUAAAUCAGGAGACCGUGGAUAUUAUGCGAGAGGAAAUGGACAAAUCUUUCGAGUUUUUCGAAAACCUGGGAGCAGACAAAGUCGAUGCCAAACAAGUUGUCAUCAUAUCGCUGGCCGAACUAUCGUCAUGUUCGGAGGAAUUCAUGGCGCUGCACUAUGUCGAUUUGGUGAAGAACAAUCCUGAUUUUAGCAUAAGGCAUCUGGAGCAGUUGCUAACAUUCCGUUCAGAUAUCUCUAGAUCGUCUCGGGCUGAGAUUGUAAAAAACCUUGGCGAUACCCCAGUCCGAAAUCAAACAACAAAGCCAGUUAUUCCGAAUUUCUUCGGCAAUAUUCGUCUACCACCGAGAUAAAAUGAAUGUUAGUACACUAAUGAGACUUGAAUUUUAGAAAUUUA
Sphaeroforma arctica JP610 is the source of this 2318-nucleotide messenger RNA. RefSeq lists its product as hypothetical. The record is from RefSeq and is a predicted model, not a curated record. Gene Ontology annotation, cellular component: exocyst. Gene Ontology annotation, molecular function: SNARE binding. The coding region runs from base 1 to 2274 and encodes 757 amino acids. Gene Ontology annotation, biological process: exocytosis; exocyst localization. The transcript is spliced from 14 exons. Lineage: Eukaryota; Ichthyosporea; Ichthyophonida.